CGGCGCAUGCCGGGUACGUGCGUGACUGAGGCCGUAGCGGCAGUCAUGGCGGCUCGGUGUGUGAGGCUGGCGCGGCGCAGUCUCCCGGCUUUGGCGUUAUCUCUCAGGCCCUCUCCUCGGUUGUUGUGCACCGCUACAAAACAAAAGAACAAUGGCCAAAGCCUGGAAGAGGACAUGGGUCACAAUGAGCAGAAGACAGAGCCUCCCUCUACAGACAAGAUCCUCUUGGAAGAGAAGGUCAAGUUAGAAGAGCAGCUGAGAGACACUACGGAAAAAUACAAACGAGCUUUGGCAGAUACUGAGAACUUGAGACUGAGGAGCCAAAAACUGGUGGAAGAGGCAAAAUUAUAUGGCAUCCAGGGCUUCUGCAAAGACUUGCUGGAGGUUGCAGACAUUCUGGAGAAGGCAACGCAGAGUGUYCCAAAGGAAGAAAUUAAAGAUGAAAACCCUCACCUGAAAAGCCUGUACGAGGGGCUGGUGCUGACCGAGGUGCAGAUCCAGAAGGUAUUCACAAAGCACGGCUUGCUCAAGCUGGACCCCCUUGGAGCCAAGUUCGACCCUUAUGAACAUGAGGCGCUGUUCCACACACCAGUAGAGGGCAAGGAGCCGGGCACGGUUGCACUGGUUAGCAAGGUGGGGUACAAGCUGCACGGGCGCACCCUCAGGCCCGCCCUGGUGGGGGUGGUGAAGGAAGCAUAACUGCCUCCCGCAGGGCCUUUGGCUUUUAAGUCACUUGCUGUAACUCUUGAAAGGCGGGUCUAUCUUUUCUCCUCUGGGAGUCCAGCCUUGAUGGAAAGGUCAAGUGGCUGCAAAGAAUCAAGCUGGGUACACAGUUGCGUCCAGGAGCUCUGGUCCAGGAGUCUGAUUUCUUAGUACCACAUGUUUAGUAGCUCCAUAUUCUUCCAGAAGAGGGCGGACGGGACCUCUAGAGUAUCCUGAAUAACCUGUAUCUGCUCAAACUCGUGAUUGCAAAGUACUUUAAACAAAUAAAAGGUCUUCAGGAACUGUCUGGCUGCCUGGCCGCCCAUCUGUGCCGUCGUGUGCAGCUCACUGCAGCACUGAGUGCUGGCACCUUUGGCCACUGCUGGGUUCACUCUGCGAAGAAAAGGCCGGAGGGGAAACAUGUUUCUUGAUUAAAACAACAAAAAAAAUUGAUGCCUACCUUUGAGAACAUACAAGUUCAUUUAUAACUAGCAUCUAGAUGCCAGGAAUGGUCAACCUUGGCUUUUCUGUGGAGAUGGGAAGGGAGCAUGUGAACUUGAACAUUCUUACCACCUUAUUUUGCCAAGUGAAUUUGACAAAGUAAAUCCUUUUUUUCCUGUUUU
Messenger RNA from Urocitellus parryii (Arctic ground squirrel), 1325 nucleotides. RefSeq names its product GrpE like 1, mitochondrial (gene Grpel1). The record is from RefSeq and is a predicted model, not a curated record. Gene Ontology annotation, biological process: protein import into mitochondrial matrix; protein folding. Gene Ontology annotation, molecular function: protein homodimerization activity; adenyl-nucleotide exchange factor activity; protein-folding chaperone binding. Gene Ontology annotation, cellular component: PAM complex, Tim23 associated import motor. NCBI's taxonomy places the organism in Eukaryota, Metazoa, Chordata, Mammalia, Rodentia, Sciuridae.